AUGUUUGAAACGGCCACCUUCCUCUUCCUCUUGCUGAUAUCUUCUCACAAGACAUUGAAAAUCAAGCAAUCCCUGGACAAGAAACAGGAGCAAAAUUGUUCUAUUCCUCAAUGGAUUCACGUGAAAACUGGUUACAAAAUCAGGUACAACUCUCAGAGAGGAGCCUGGAGGAGAAGGAAGUCGGGUCUCUGA
Cricetulus griseus (Chinese hamster) is the source of this 192-nucleotide messenger RNA. The record is from RefSeq and is a predicted model, not a curated record. NCBI's taxonomy places the organism in Eukaryota, Metazoa, Chordata, Mammalia, Rodentia, Cricetidae.